Molecule: messenger RNA, 1932 nt
Organism: Arabis nemorensis
Lineage: Eukaryota; Viridiplantae; Streptophyta; Magnoliopsida; Brassicales; Brassicaceae
Source: the annotation of a GenBank genome assembly
AUGGGAGAAAGAAAGAGAAAGAGCGUCUCUGUAAAAUCUCAGAAGGAUUCCGAUAGUUUGUCCAAUGAUGAUGGUUCACCGGAAUAUGGAGAUGGAAAAAGAAGGAGAAAGAGCGUCUCUCAUAAACAGAAACCAGUAGUGAAAGAGGAAGGCCUGCUACUGGAUUCCAAUGGAAAAUCAUUAUUAGAGGACGAAGUCGAUGGUCAUGAGGGCUCUGAUGGUGAGGAAGAUGGGAGUGACGAGCAAGGUGAAGCCGCCGAAGAGAGCGAUUCUUCAGAAGAUGAGGUUGCUCCGAGAAAUACAGUUGGUGAUGUUCCCUCUAAAUGGUAUGAGGAUGAGAAACAUAUUGGUUAUGACAUCACUGGGAAGAUGAUUAUCAAGAAACAAAGACAAGACAUACUUUCCUCUUUUCUUGAUACUAUGGAUGACUCCCAGAAUUGGUCCAAAAUUUUUGAUGAAUAUAAUGACGAGCAAGUGGAGCUGACUAAAGAGGAGAGGAAGCUCAUUCGUAGACUGCUCAAAAGGAAAGCGCCACAUGCUGACUUUGAUCCAUAUCCGGCUUAUGUCGAUUGGUUCAAAUGGGCUGAUCCAAUACACCCACUCUCAAGUGCACCAGAAACCAAGCGAAGGUUCAUCCCUUCAAAAUGGGAGGCCAAAAAGGUCGUUAAGUAUGUUAGAGCAAUCAGGAAGGGGUUGAUCAAGUUUGAUAAGCCUGAAGAAGAGCUCAAUGUGUACCUUUUAUGGAGUGAUGAUUCAAAGAAGAACAAACACUUAACUUAUAUUCCUCCACCCAAACUAAAGUUGCCAGGACACGAGGAAUCAUACAAUCCAUCUUUGGAAUACAUUCCAACCGAGGAAGAGAAAGCCUCUUAUGAAUUGAUGUUUGAGGAAGAUCGUCCAAAAUUCAUUCCUACAAGGUUUACAUCUCUGAGAAGCAUCCCAGCAUAUGAGAAUGCUCUAAAAGAGUCUUUUGACCGUUGUUUGGAUCUAUACCUAUGUCCAAGAGUUCGAAAGAAGAGAAUAAACAUUGAUCCUGAAUCUUUGAAGCCUAAGCUACCUAGUAGGAAAGAUCUUAGACCUUAUCCAAACUCAUGUUAUCUUGAAUAUAAAGGCCAUACAGGAACUGUUACUACCAUAUCCACUGAUUGCUCUGGCCAGUGGAUAGCCUCAGGUUCAAGUGAUGGAUCUGUUCGUAUAUGGGAAGUGGAAACUGGUAGAUGCCUUCAUAUCUGGCAGUUUGAUGAAGCUAUUAAGUGUGUGGCUUGGAAUCCUCUUCCCGACUUUUCCAUUUUAGCUGUUGCAAUGGGACCAGAUUUAGUUAUCCUCAACACUGAACUUGGUACUGAUGAGGAACAGCAAAAAAUUAAAGAGCUGCUUCACUUAGGAAAUCUUCCAGAACCAAAAGCAUCUGUUGCAGCAAUUGCAAGUGAUGGCAUCGGGAGAAACUCGAGCCGUUCAUACUUGUUCAUCGCGACAAGAAAGAAGGUGCGUGUUUUCAACCUGUUGAAGGCAGAGGAGCGAGCCAAAAAGCUAGAGACUGGAAUGAGAGAAAUCUCAUCAAUGGCGAUUCAUCCUGGUGGUGAUAAUCUGAUAGUCGGAAGCAAAGAAGGGAAGAUGUGUUGGUUUGACAUGGAUCUGUCUUCGAAACCAUACAAGACUCUCAAGAAUCAUCCCAAGGACAUCACGAACGUCGCGUUUCACCGUUGGUAUCCGUUGUUUGCUUCGUCCUCGGAGGACUCAACAGGUUAUGUGUUCCAUGGAAAGGUGUAUAAUGAUUUGAACGAGAAUCCUCUGAUUGUACCGUUGGAGAUUCUAAGAGGCCAUUCUACUUGUUCAAAUGGGGGAGGAGUCUUGGACUGCAAGUUUCAUCCGACACAACCAUGGCUAUUCACUGCAGGCGCUGACUCCGUUAUCAAACUCUAUUGCCAUUAA